Molecule: messenger RNA, 2562 nt
Organism: Dendronephthya gigantea
Lineage: Eukaryota; Metazoa; Cnidaria; Anthozoa; Malacalcyonacea; Nephtheidae
Product: cleavage and polyadenylation specificity factor subunit 3-like
Exons: 27
Coding region: 23-2044 (673 amino acids)
Biological process (GO): mRNA 3'-end processing by stem-loop binding and cleavage
Cellular component (GO): mRNA cleavage and polyadenylation specificity factor complex
Molecular function (GO): RNA endonuclease activity; RNA binding; 5'-3' exonuclease activity
Source: RefSeq, a predicted model, not a curated record
CUGGUAAGCAAAUCUAAACAAUAUGGCGGAAUCAGCCGAAGAAAGCGAUUUACUGAGAAUAACACCAUUAGGAGCUGGUCAGGAAGUGGGAAGAUCAUGUCAUAUACUGGAGUUUAAAGGCAAGAAAGUUUUGUUGGAUUUUGGAAUUCAUCCUGGAUACAAUGGCCUUGAUAGUUUGCCAUUUGUUGAUGAGAUUAAUGCAGAAGAAAUUGAUUUAUUGCUCAUUAGCCAUUUUCAUUUGGAUCAUUGUGGUGGUUUGCCAUGGUUCCUGGAAAAGACUACCUUCAAGGGACGUGUAUUUAUGACGCAUCCUACCAAGGCUAUUUAUAGAUGGCUAUUGUCUGAUUUUGUUAAAGUUAGUAAUAUGACUGCGGAACAGAUGUUAUUCACUGAGAAGGACCUCGAAAAAAGCAUGGAUAAAAUUGAGACAGUCCAUUUUCACGAGGAGAAAGAAGUGAAUGGUAUUAAAUUUUGGUGUUAUCACGCAGGGCAUGUGUUAGGGGCGUCCAUGUUUAUGAUCGAGAUUGCAGGGGUUAAGAUAUUAUAUACAGGAGAUUUCUCACGCGAGGAAGACAGGCAUUUAAUGGCCGCAGAGAUACCAAAUGUUACUCCCGAUGUUCUUAUUACUGAAUCUACAUACGGCACGCAUGUUCAUGAACCAAGAAGUGACCGAGAAACAAGGUUCACGAAUACCGUUCAUGAUAUCGUCAAUCGUGGAGGACGAUGUUUGAUUCCUGUGUUCGCCCUGGGAAGAGCUCAAGAACUAUUGUUAAUCUUAGAUGAAUAUUGGCAAAAUCAUCCUGAACUUCAUGACAUUCCUAUCUACUAUGCUUCAUCGUUGGCUAAAAAAUGCAUGUCAGUUUAUCAAACGUAUAUUGAAGCAAUGAACGAAAGAAUACGAAAACAGAUUUCAAUAUCCAACCCGUUUGUCUUCAAACACAUUUCAAAUUUAAAGAGCAUGGAGCAGUUUGACGAUAUAGGUCCUUCGGUAGUCAUGGCAAGUCCUGGUAUGAUGCAGAGUGGUUUGUCACGCGAGCUGUUUGAACUGUGGUGUGCAGAUCGUAGGAAUGGUGUGAUAAUUGCUGGCUACUGUGUCGAAGGGACCUUGGCAAAAACUCUUAUGACCGAACCAGAAGAGGUUCCAACUAUGUCUGGACAGAAACUUCCGAGAAAAUGUUCCGUAGAUUACAUAUCAUUCUCGGCGCAUACGGAUUACGAACAAACAAGCGAGUUUAUUAGAAUACUUGAACCACCGCAUAUUGUACUAGUCCAUGGCGAACACACGGAGAUGGGUCGUCUGAAAGCUGCCAUAAUUCGAGAGUAUGAAGAUAAGGGAACCCAUAUUGAUGUAUAUAAUCCCGCAAACUGUCAGAGUGUAGAACUGUAUUUUAGAGGAGAGAAGAUGGCGAAGGUGAUGGGUUCAUUGGCAUCAGAGCCACCUUCACAUGGAAAGAAAAUUUCUGGAUUGCUUAUUAAACGUGGCUUCAAUAAUUAUCACUUGAUUGCUCCUGGUGAUCUACCAAACUACACAGACCUAGCUACGAGCACUGUUAGUCAGAGGCAGAUUGUUUCAUACCAUGGAACAUUCUCAUUACUUCACCAUUGCUUGCAACAACUCACUGGAGAUAUAGAACAGUUCAAUAUUCAAGGAAAAUCAGCUCUAAAAGUAUUUAACGCUGUUACUCUCACACAGGGAAAAGAUUCUGUUACCAUCGAGUGGGUGGCCAAUGCAGUGAACGAUAUGUAUGCUGAUGCUGUUUUGACUGUGGUUUUGCAAGUAGAGUCUAAUCCUGCUGCUGUGCAAUUAACAAGUUGUAAGAGAGGCGAAACUGGUGUUUUCAAGCAAAGAUUGGUGAAACUGUUGAAAGAAACGUAUGGACAUGAUAAUGUGGCUGCACGAGCAGAUCAAAUCUCUAUUCGACUAGAAGAGAACAGUGCGGCUUUGAUAAACGCGAAUACUAAGGAAAUAAAAUGUGAAGAUGAGUUCGUUCAUGGCAACUUGGUAGCGAUGGUAAAUAGACUAUCCAGAGUUUGUGGUGUAUGAUGUUCUCCAAUCACUCUCAUAGUAUGUAUCGAAUAGCAUGUAUAUUGCUGUUUUAUAGCAGAUUACUGGGGGUAUAAUUUGCAGGGGGAAGCUUCUAACUUGAGGUUGGUAUGUAAAUAAGCAUUCCAACCGAGGUUGCAACAAGUAGUUGUUAAGUAGACUCAGUAAUGUAAACAAAUGCCUUGUUUACAUGACGCAUUUUCUAAGAUAUGAUAUUACUGUCGGUAUGUCUGAUGAAAUAUUGCUGGGGCUUUUGCCAUGAACAAGGAUGCAAUCCUAAGCCAGGUAAUCCCGAAUGGCGGGAAAAGACUGGGACUAGUUGUAAAAUAAAAGUCCAUCUCUCGAUCGAAAUAUACUUAAUUUAAGUUUUGAAUUUAUAUCAGGCUAUAGUUCUUAUAACUAAAAAUAAUCACAAAAUUUCUACUAAUUUCAUAAAGAUUAACAAAAGAUAUCAUCUUUCUGAGCGCUGAUUGGCUAAAAAUUGAGCGCGAAAUUGCCUGGCCUAAUAUGGAUAUGAU